Molecule: messenger RNA, 1134 nt
Organism: Adineta steineri
Lineage: Eukaryota; Metazoa; Rotifera; Eurotatoria; Adinetida; Adinetidae
Source: the annotation of a GenBank genome assembly
AUGGAAACCAAUUCAACUUUAUGGAUGCCCAUGAUCUACGAACAUCGUUCGCAAAUACUCAACAGUAAAUGUAAUGAUUCGUACACGUUAGAAAAUAGCAUAACAAAUUGUUCGUCUGCCAGUUUGAUACGUAAAUAUCCAUGGCUUAAGGCAGCUCUUUUUUCUCUGCAAUCUCAAUCUUUGAUGUAUUGUGCUAUUCCAAAGGUAGCAUCAAAAACUCUUAUUUCAGUAAUAAUGUAUGUUCAUGUUCGUGAUAUUGUAACCCAUCUCAGUAAUAAUUCGACAAAUAUUAAUAUUAAGAAAACUCGACCAGAACAACUGAUCAAUAUUCCUAAACUCAUCAAUCAACUUCAAAAGAAUGAAAUUCCAAUUCCAAAAACAGAAGGAUCGAUUUCUUUUGAUUCAUUGAUGCAGACUUAUCUUCAUCUUCUUCGUUUUGAAAGUAUCAAUAGUGCGUCUCCGUCUCUAUAUUUCAAUCCGUGGAGCUUAAGUUUAAAAGAAAUAUUUCGUAGUGUGGAUCUCAAAAGUAUAUCGAAUCUAUCUGAUAUAUUUUCUCCAUCCUUCACUCGAGUUAUGUUUGUUCGACAUCCAUUUGCACGUCUAGCAUCGGCUUAUAAAGAGAGAAUCGCCAUACUAGAAACAGAUAGAAUUCAACGAGAACCUCAUUACAAUAGCAUUCGCAAGUUAAUCUGUCGUCGAUAUACACACACUCGUUGGAUUAUUGAUCCAUUACAAGAGGAUGAUCCAUGUGAAGACUUUAUUCCUUCAUUCAAGCAUUUUCUUGAAUAUAUUCUCACGGAUACAAAUACAUUUUCUGGAAUAGCUCUAAUGGACGCACAUUGGCAGCCAUACACAGUAAUUUGUCAAGUAUGUAAAUUUAAAUAUAAUUUUAUUGGUAAAUAUGAAACAUUCGACAAUGAUUUUAAUUCCUUGCUAAAACGUCUCAAUAUAUCCGAUUGGAAUAAUGAAAAGCGACGUGGCGCAUCCGGUCAUAAGACAUCGAAUUAUCAACAGUUGUUUUCAUCCUUACCAGAUAAUCUUAUCUGUCAACUUAAACGUCUCUAUAAUGAUGAUUUACAGUUUUUUAACUAUCGAAUAGAAGAUUAUGUGAAUCGAACAACGUUAACUUGCUGA